CAGUUUAAUCAAACAAGCUUGGAGUUAUGAUCGAUGCCAAUGGCGUGAUCGAUAACAAAAAGUCAGAUAUCCUGUCGCAGGAGAUACCUACCGAUCAUAAUGAACAUCUGCGUAUUUACGGAUUCGAGAAGAGCUUGCCGAGGACCAUUUUAACAUAUGUAUCAUACGUGUUGUCAAUCGGAUGGAUCAGGCUGUUGUUUCACUGGUACCCUCGGCUGCACUUGUACGCUACUCAUCGAAAAUGCACGUUAGGUUGCGCAACGAAAAUACUUGUAAUAGAUGAUUAUCGUGGGGAAUACAAGUCGUACUUUGUGCGGGACGUUCAGAAAAUUUCUACACAAGACAUAAGGUGAGCCUGAUGGACGUUAUGUCACCAAAUCUUUAAAGCGCAAUGUGAUGACUCUGGUCGGCGAAAUGAUAUUGUUGAGAGAAAGAGAUUUUGCAAAUAUAUAAUUUUCGGUAAUUAUUUAGAUUAACGGAGCAACCUCGA
This is a messenger RNA of Ooceraea biroi (clonal raider ant), 490 nucleotides long. RefSeq lists its product as uncharacterized. The record is from RefSeq and is a predicted model, not a curated record. NCBI's taxonomy places the organism in Eukaryota, Metazoa, Arthropoda, Insecta, Hymenoptera, Formicidae.